AUGCCGAGAAAGACUACCGGUCAACAACAAAGCCAGCAGUCCGGUGCCGGCCAUGGAAACAUGGGCCGAGACAAGAACCAAGACUUGACCAGUAUCGGUCCCUCUCUUGCCAGCAAGCAUGGCAUUCAAAAACGGGAGAGUGACUCUGGCAUGUCAAUCGUCGAUUCAAUGCAGCGCCGAAACUCGAAUGCCGAGAUCGGUCUUGUCAACACGUCUCACGGCCGCGGCCCCCAGAACCGCAUGGUUACCGGUGUCCUUACCAACGAGCUCGAAGCGAGGACAGACGAACCCGAUGGUAACCAGAUCAUCACGACUCCCCAGGCACCCUUGGACACACGUCAGGUCGCUAAGACAGCUGAGGCAGCCCCGCCAGACCGCAUCGCCGAGGCCGAGCGUCGCAUCGCUGAGGCCAGGCGUCGCAACCAGAGGAUUGAGGCAUAUUCAUCUCUCGGUAAGCCUCGCCGAAGCAGGGGAACCAGAACCCGAGGUGAUCCGCUGCCCCGCGUCACCGAGGUGGAUAGCGUGGCCGCGAUUCUCUGUGCUGGGUGUGGCAGCAACACCCAUACCCUGAAGGGCUGCAUCACCACCAUCAGUGGUGACAUUCGGGGAUGUGUCUUCUGCAAUAACAUGAGCCAUGCCACCGAUGCCUGCGGCCAGUUCAUGGAUCUCAGCAUGGGGCAAAGGGUCAAGUUACUUGUCACAGAUCGCGCUGGCAUGCCGCCAAUCCUCACUGAGGUGCCCUGGUGGGUUUGGCUGUACAAGUUCCUGACCACCCCACACACCAAGGGUCAGCCAAUUCCUGACGCAUUCCCCUGGCGGACGGAAUUCGCCCGCGAUAUCCAUGACGGCAAGCGGGGAUCCAAGUCUGUCCAGGAGUACCAGAGUGAUCUGGAUCGCUCCCACGACAUCCGCGUUCUGCCUCCGGAUGAGCGCAUACAGAUCAUGGACGACGUGUUCUCCAACUUCUGGGAUGUGGAGGGCAGGGUGUGGCCGGCUCGUCUGAAUGAAUUGCCGUCCUUGACCGAGGCUAACGCUGAAACGACCACCUCUGCCCAUGGAAAUAUCAAUGUAGAUGCACCAGCCACAGCGGAAGUAGAGAGAUACCGGGACACUAUUGUCAGACUAUCUAUGGAGCUUUGUGAAAAGGAUAAGGAGAUUGAAAGCUUGAAGAAAAGAUUAGCUUAA
Molecule: messenger RNA, 1185 nt
Organism: Fusarium tjaetaba
Lineage: Eukaryota; Fungi; Ascomycota; Sordariomycetes; Hypocreales; Nectriaceae
Exons: 1
Coding region: 1-1185 (394 amino acids)
Source: RefSeq, a predicted model, not a curated record